AUGCCGUCUCUGCGCCGCACUUUCUCGUCCCCCCCUACGCGUCGGGGUCCCUACGCCUACCCCUCGUCCCUCUCAAGCGGGCCCCAAACGCGCGCAGGCCCACACCAGCCUCGCCGGUCGUCCGGCUCCGACGUCAGCAACCGCCGCGUCCUCGCCGACAUUGACUGGUGGCUCGUGCAGGAUGGCCAGCGCGACGUGUACGACGCGUCCACCGGUGAUCGCACCAUGACGGACGCCUCCGAAAACGACACAGACGUGGAGCCCGGCACUGACGGUGUGACUCCCACCGCCCCAGCGCCCGGCGAGGGUACGGACACGGUCCUCCCUGCGUGGCAGCCGACGCCGAACAUCGGUGUCGCUGCCUCCGAAAUCUCGAGGCCGUUUGCGCCAUACUUCGCGGACAUGGCUACGGAGGGCGUGAUUGGCGUUGGUUCGCCUGAGCCCCUCUCACCCCUGUCCCAGUUUGCCGACUUGACUCUAGCUCCAAGCACGCCGCAGCGCAGGCGUUACACCCAUUCGGCCGAGUUUUCGGACUCAUCAUUCUCUUCCAUCGACAGUACGCCCGAGUCCAUGUCGUUUGCUCUGCUUGCGACGCCUCCUCAGCAUAGCAUGGACCUCAUGGACGCGUUCAUCUCGUCGAACACCGCGUUCAUCUCGCCGGCGCGUCGCCCGGCUGCGAGCCCUGGUGUGGCUCGCUCUGUCAGCUAUUCAUUCGUCGAGGAUGAAGUCUCCGGCGCGCCCCAGCGACGGGAGUCAAUCGUUGAGGACCCAUUCGCUGACAUCGCGACUUGUGCUCCUAUGCCCGUCCCGCCCCCGUUCUUCUCCGAGACUCAGCUGGACGUGGACGACUUGUUCUUCUGA
Rhodofomes roseus is the source of this 861-nucleotide messenger RNA. RefSeq lists its product as uncharacterized. The coding region runs from base 1 to 861 and encodes 286 amino acids. The record is from RefSeq and is a predicted model, not a curated record. Lineage: Eukaryota; Fungi; Basidiomycota; Agaricomycetes; Polyporales; Fomitopsidaceae. The transcript has 2 exons.